AAGAGGAAGAAGAACCAGGAACGAAGAGCAACGUUGUCCCUGACCACAGCUAUCCUGGCGCCGAGAAGGAAAUCGAGCGGCUCGUCGAGGCACAGCCGCGAGACGGUGUCUUCACGACACAGCAGCACUGCACCCGCGCAAUUCAGCUCGCCCGAUGACCUGCCGUCGCCCCCCUACAAUGCCGCAAUGGAGGCGCUGCGGCGGAUGCGGCCCCCGGCCAAAGGUGCAACGCCGGUCAGCGACCCGGACAGCAUGCUUCCGUGCGGCCACCACGUGCACGCGAUGCUGGUCGCAUGCUAUGGCACCCUGGCCGCGGGCACCGCACUCGGGUUCGCCUCGGCUGCCAUGGCGUCCAUUGAACGCCAGUCCUGGUACGACCUGCCGCGUGUGCCGCCUCAGAACAGGUGGAUCGCCGACAGCCUCUUCCUGGGAGCCACCAUGGGCGCUCUGUCCUCGGGCUUGGUGCUGCAUAUGGUCGGCUACAGAACAAGUAUGUUGCUCUCUUCAGCCGGCCUAAUCAGCUCGUGGAUAUGCAUGGCCUUGGGAAGCAGUGUGAGCAUGGUGCUGGUCGGCCGGGUAGCUUGCGGUCUCUUUGUGGGUGUUGUUGCCAACUGCGCCUGCCUCUAUAUCGCCGACGUCGCGCCUCCGGCCAAGAGAAGCACCUACGGAGGCCUUCCGGAGGUUGCCACGAGUGCGGGAAUUCUGACGGCUUACUUAAUGGCUGGAUUCCCGUGGGAAGUGCAGGCAGGUGGUUGCGCUCUCGCUGCUAUUCCCACGCUUGCGCUGCAGCGCUACAUUAUCGAGAACCCACGCUGGCUUCUGGCGCAAGACCGCUUUCUCGAUGCUGACACGGCCGUGGUGCGCCUCUACGGCAUCGACCCUCCACCUGAAUUCCGGCAACACAAAGGCAAUGAACUCACACAGCAGCAGGGCACCGCAGCUUCCUACCGAUGGCCGAAGGAAACCAGGAAUAUGACGGCUUGUCUGCUACUGCACCUUCUUCAGAACAUCUCCUGCGUCCAUCUAUGCCUGCUGCGUGCUCUGCAAGUGACGGGUGCUUCAAUGACUGAUGCGCCCCCGCAGGCUUUCGCCGUGAUACUACUUGCCCUGCACAUUGGUUUAGCCACCUUAGCGACGUUUAUCACGAAGACGGUCAGUCGACGGGGGCUCCUUGCCCUGUCGUCCGCGCUCGUCGCCGGCGGUUUGUCUAUAUUGCGACCGCUUGAUCACGUCGGGUUCAGGUGAGCUCCUGCCAGCAAUACGGCUUUCGCCGCGCUCAACUCCCUGUAUUAUAGCGUGUUGCAACAACUUUGUGACGUACGUAUGCUCAAAUCGCCUGAAACGAGACGCUUUCCUCUUAUUUGACGAAUGUUGCCCACGCGCAACAUACCAGACAAUAAGAGUUUCUUGCUGAGUUGUGGCAUUGAUUAUGUGAGCUUCUGGAUAAAUAUCUUUGGCCGAUACUUACUGACCGGCAGCAAGCACGUUUCCUUGGUUUAUAGCAGGAACACAGGACGAAGCAGAGGAAUUUUGGCACACCAGUCGCUUUCGUUUGGAAGCACGGUCAGAG
Messenger RNA from Dermacentor albipictus, 1570 nucleotides. The record is from RefSeq and is a predicted model, not a curated record. Lineage: Eukaryota; Metazoa; Arthropoda; Arachnida; Ixodida; Ixodidae.